Messenger RNA from Trichoderma harzianum CBS 226.95, 865 nucleotides. RefSeq lists its product as hypothetical. The record is from RefSeq and is a predicted model, not a curated record. The transcript is spliced from 2 exons. Gene Ontology annotation, molecular function: FMN binding; pyridoxamine phosphate oxidase activity. Lineage: Eukaryota; Fungi; Ascomycota; Sordariomycetes; Hypocreales; Hypocreaceae. Gene Ontology annotation, biological process: pyridoxine biosynthetic process. Bases 299 to 805 code for a protein of 168 amino acids.
AGAAGUUCAAUUUGCAAUCCGCCCAUUCUCGUUAAUUAUUUGAGUUGAUCCCCUCAGGUAGUCCUGGAUUCUCCGCCUAGUCCUGGUGCGAUUGCCGCUAGCCACUAAAGUUGCAAUGUGAGUCACUCGGCGAAAUAGCAGAAGUAACUCCGUGAGAAAACAACUUCGAGCGCUUAACGUGCUCAAGGGCAGCCCGACGGAUCCCCCAGAGUUCGAAUCUUUUCCGGCAACUCCCCACGAGGCAUUUGAGCAAUGGCUAUCGAAUGCCAUCGCCUACGGCGUCGUUGAACCACACGCAAUGGUCCUGUCGACUGUCAGCAAGGAUAGUGCGCCAGACGCCCGGGUGCUGAUCCUGAAAGACGUCGACUCUCGCGGAUGGCAUUUCGCAAUCAAGGCGGCGAGCCCCAAGGGCGAACAGAUUGCAAACAAUUCCCAAGUCGCAUUGACAUUCUAUUGGAAGGAGCAAGCUCGACAGAUCCGGCUCCGAGGCAGAGCACAACAGCUUCCAGAAGACGAGUGUGCCAAGGAUUUUGCCGACCGGCCACGCGACUCCAAGGUGAGUGCCGUUGCAUCCAAGCAGAGCGCUAUGCUCGCAAGCAGAGAUGAGCUCUUGGAGGCGGUGAAAGAAAAGAAGCAUGCGUUUUCUGAAGAGGCCGAAGGGGUAGCAGCACCAGGAUGGAAAGUCUACGCUGUGGCGCCCCAAGUGAUGGAGUUUUGGCAAGGUUCUCCGGAUCGCUUACACCAUCGGCUCCGCUAUGAACUUGGAGAGGGAGAUCAAUGGGAGAAGCAGUUACUAUGGCCUUGAAAGCCUGGAGUCCUGGUUAUAUAGACAACACAAAGUGGGCGGAAAGGAAAAGUCAUAACU